Portunus trituberculatus (swimming crab) is the source of this 1967-nucleotide messenger RNA. It is a transcript of the gene Lamtor5, whose product is annotated as ragulator complex protein LAMTOR5-like. Lineage: Eukaryota; Metazoa; Arthropoda; Malacostraca; Decapoda; Portunidae. The record is from RefSeq and is a predicted model, not a curated record. Gene Ontology annotation, biological process: cellular response to amino acid stimulus; positive regulation of TORC1 signaling. Gene Ontology annotation, molecular function: guanyl-nucleotide exchange factor activity. The coding region runs from base 196 to 474 and encodes 92 amino acids. The transcript is spliced from 4 exons. Gene Ontology annotation, cellular component: cytoplasm; Ragulator complex; lysosome.
AAAGAUAAUAAUAAUAAUAAUAAUCUGGUGGCUGAUUUUCUUCGUGGUCAAUUUUUAUAUUAUGGAUGAUCAUGUGACUGUUGGCUGGAAGACUGUUGUUGACACAUGAUGAUCAGGCUCAGCUGACACCCCGCCUCACGCAGCCAGUUGCUCCACACACGAUUUCUUGCUUUCCCUCUCGUUUGGUUUCCUGCCAUGGAGAAGCCGCUAGAGAAGUGCCUGGAUGAGAUUGCGCACAGUACAGGAGUGUCCGGGGUCCUGUGUGCUGACCAUAAGGGACUGUGUCUUGGAGUUAGAGGCAAGGCCAGCAGUGCAUCAUCAGGCACUGUGGCAGCAUUAGCCGAAAGGGUAGCCUCACUGGAGCCUGGCAGCCUGGACCCUGUCAUCCUACUGGAGAGUGACAACAGUCAGUGCCUUAUUCACCGCAACAAUGGCAUCACCCUUGCAGUCUACAAGUCGCCAGAGACUUCAUGAGCCCUGCAUCUGAAAUGAAAGAUACAGAUAUUGAUGUAUAAGUUAUAUUCAUCUUAAGUUUGAUCAGAGCCAUUUGCACAAGAUGUCUUUCAACUUCAAUUCCUCAUUCUACUGAUUUUGCAGAAUUUGUUUCCAAAAAUGGAGAUAUGUAAAACUCUUGUAUUCAGAGUUUGUACAGAAUGUACAUUCAAAUUAUAAUAGAAUGGCAACUCUGCAGACUAGUGAUUCCAGUCAGCUUGUUUUAGCCACUAUAGUUUUACUCUACAUGUAAGCAUUUAUUUAUUCAUUUUGCUUUUUUUUUUUUCGAGUGUAUUAGCUUUCUCAAUAGGUGGUACACAGGAAAGUAACCAACAGGAAUCUAUUACUUUGAAAUUUUUAUUACAAACUGUUGAGUUCCAUUCUCCAACAACUUUUCCACAGAUGGAUUACCAAAACACUUGAAUGUGUAAUGAAAGUAUUUGCCUUCAUCGAAACAAAGAGUGGACGUUAAUGAUGACAUAUAUAUCCAACCACUUUGUUUUAAAUCACACGAGAAAAUUAGGUAAAUAUUUUAGUGAACCUACAAAAAAAGAAUACCCUAAAUGUACUUUUGUCUAGUUUUGGAGCCAUGGCCCAGAACUUUUAAUCAUAAAACCAGAUGAUCUAGGUAUUUCAAAAUCUAGAUCCUUUACAUUAAAAUGGGUGUACCAGAUGUGCAUAACAAACAAAUUUACAUACCUUGAAAUUAACAAUAUUCUAAUAAAUGUGAAAUAAACAAAAUUCCUUAAAGACCUAUUAACACACAUGUAUAUCAUAACCUAAUACAAAUUCUUAACAAUGAUCUUAGGUUGCAAUUCAUCUGAAGAUUUUGGAUAUUAAAAAAUUUCUGGUACGUAGAAUGGAGCCCAGCUACACAGUUAGACAAUGUCAAAUAGUUGAUUCUAAUGAAGUAAGUUAAUGUGAAUCACUCAACAAGAACCUCAGUCUUUAGUUUUCAGGGUUCACAGCCUAUCACAAGCUGGUAAAGCCUAAGUAGCCCCUGAACUAGCUAUUAAUGCAAUCUGUAAAAUGGACAUCAUGAAGGAUAGAUAAGAGAAUAAGUCUUACUUAAAACAAAUAUUUUCUUGUGUAAAGCAAUAUGUGUAUUGAGCAGAGUAUGAUACUCUCCCAAAACAAUUAUACAAAUUGCAGGUUCCUAAGUGGCAUUAGCAGUACUACCAUCACUUAAUUAAAGAGAAAGUGUACUUGACAUAUCACAGAAUCCCAGAAAGAUGUUUGCAUCAAUUCAUAAUCAAACAAAUAUAAAUAGUUCUCAGAGGACCAGUAGCAAUACAGGAUGUGUAUUGCUGUACAGCUUUGUUGCAGAUAAGAAUACUUUACUUAAUAUAAUGAAUAAAAUAAUUGGGCUGUAUGAUUACAAUAAAUUUUCCAUUUGAUACUAUAAUUGAAGAAUCUUCAGAGUACUUCACCUAUAUGUAUACAUAUAUCUAUAAAUAAAUAUUCUGAAAAAUUGC